AUCGACGUCCACCUUCGUCGGGAAUAACAGGCCUACAGCUUUAUACCCGCUAACUCGUGGUUAGCGAGGAGGGCGUCGGAAUCGUGAUAUUGUCUCAGCCGCAACCCCUCUUUCUUCUUUUCUAUCAUCAUGUCAAAACAGCUGGGCCCGCUGAGCCAGGAGUCGAAGCAGUGCCAGCACUGUUACAAGCCCGAGUCACCCCCUGCCUUCAAGCUUCUCAGUUGCUCGAGCUGCCAUCGAGCACAUUAUUGUAACAAAGAAUGCCAGAAGAAUGACUGGCCGAAGCAUAAAGUACUAUGCAAGGUGAAUACGGAGACAAGAUCGCGUCUGAAAGAGGAUAGGAGAAAAGGAGAGGUUGGGCUGCCAUUGGGCAGCGUUUCCCUGGAUGCAAACACUAUCGAGAGCAAGCUGAAGCUCUUCCUUCAGAUCCAUAAAGCUGGCUUAUGCUGGGCAUUUAUACAAGCCCUUGAGUUGCGCGACCACCCCUCUAGGAUCGACACCCAUCUCUUGUACGUGCACCUCGAACCCACUUUUACCGCGAAACCGUCCUCGUCCGCCGACCCUGCCAAGCUCUUCCGCCUCUCUUCCACUAUGCUCUCUACCUACGACGAAACUUUCGACUACCUUGCGUCCGAUCCAGCAGUGAUCCGCCGUAUGGGACCGGUGCAUGAGCAGAUUGCCGCCAUCAGAGCAGAGUCUGCGGCUCUUAAAGCCAAGGGCGGUAUGGGGAUCGGCGUGGAGCUGAUUGCUUGUGGACCGAUGAUGCACGUCAUGCCCGUGGGUCUUCCAGACGGCGAUUUGGAAGGUGUUGAUCUCAGAAAGGAUUGGGAGUCUGUGUUGGCGGGGACCUUUGAGAGAGGCUUGCGCCUCUAAGUGGCUUCGUUCGGACUACCAUUCGGUGUGUGCGGUUUUCGAAGUGACAACGUUUGUACAUGGCUUAGCUGAAAUUAUGGAACUGAUGUAUCUUGGCCGAACCGUCGGAUAGAAAUCGUGACCAGCCUGUCAGCCAACC
Messenger RNA from Gloeophyllum trabeum ATCC 11539, 1012 nucleotides. RefSeq lists its product as uncharacterized. NCBI's taxonomy places the organism in Eukaryota, Fungi, Basidiomycota, Agaricomycetes, Gloeophyllales, Gloeophyllaceae. The record is from RefSeq and is a predicted model, not a curated record. The transcript has 4 exons. The coding region runs from base 130 to 873 and encodes 247 amino acids.